UGAUAUAAAAAGUACAGACUUAAACAGAUGGCGACUAAAAGUUGAAAAUGGUAGACAGACAUGGCAUUAUUUAGAUGAGGAUGAAGCUAAAAAUUGGCCUCAAUCUGUCAUUGAAAAGUAUUGGAUUGGAUUACACUUUCCAAAAACAGCUUUCGAAGCAGCCCAAAAUGGGUUCGAAUUUUUUAAGCAAUUACAAACUUCUGAUGGGCAUUGGGCAGGUGAAUAUGGCGGGCCAAUGUUUUUGAUACCAGGACUUAUUAUCGCAAUGUAUAUUACGCAUAUUCCUAUCCCGGAAGCUUGGAGAAUCGAAAUUAUUCGAUAUUUGGUAAAUAAAGCAAAUCCUGUUGAUGGUGGAUGGGGAUUGCAUAUUGAACAUCAUUCAACGGUAUUUGGAACUGCUUUGAAUUAUGUUGCGCUUCGCAUCUUAGGUCUUGAUCCCGAUCAUCCGGUAAUGGUAAAAAGUAGAGCAACUUUACACAAAUUUGGAGGUGCAAUUGGUGCGCCUUCAUGGGGAAAAUUUUGGUUAGCAUGUUUAAACGUGUAUGACUGGGAAGGGCUUAAUCCAAUUCCACCAGAACUAUGGCUCUUUCCAUACUCUGUACCGUUUCAUCCAGGUCGUUUUUGGGUUCAUACCCGUGCAGUAUACCUCCCAAUGGGAUACUGUUAUGGACGUAGAUUACGUGCCGAAGUUACUCCAUUAAUCGAACAACUUAGGCAGGAAUUAUACGUUGAACCAUUUGAGACAAUUAAUUGGUCUAGUGCCCGAAAUAAUAUUGCAGAUGUUGAUCUUUAUGUUCCGCAUACCAAAACGUUAAA
Molecule: messenger RNA, 816 nt
Organism: Racocetra persica
Lineage: Eukaryota; Fungi; Glomeromycota; Glomeromycetes; Diversisporales; Gigasporaceae
Source: the annotation of a GenBank genome assembly